Molecule: messenger RNA, 1865 nt
Organism: Pyrus x bretschneideri (Chinese white pear)
Lineage: Eukaryota; Viridiplantae; Streptophyta; Magnoliopsida; Rosales; Rosaceae
Exons: 15
Coding region: 142-1350 (402 amino acids)
Source: RefSeq, a predicted model, not a curated record
UUGGGUGUCCAAAGACUCCAUCUUUUUCUUCCCAAUUCCUUUCUUUACUUUCAGACUUGUGUGUUACAGAAUACUUGUCCUUUUAACUUCUUCUUCUUCCUCUUCCUCUUCUUCUCAGAGUUCCCUAAAGUUGCAGCACAAAUGAUCAACCCUUUUCCUCAUUGUUUUUGUCAGGCCGCUGCGCUGUCUGACCCGAAGAAUAGGUCAUUCUACUGCAGUCUCUUCAUUCUAGCUUCUUUGAUCUGCGGGGCUUACUUCAUCGGUGGUGCAACCAUUGCUCACGAGUACAAGGAAAAAUUAACAAGAUGGAAAGUGGUCUACAAUAGGCAGAAUACAAAUUUUCAUACGUGCAAGAAUCGUUGCCAACCUUCAGGGAGUGAGGCAUUACCGGAAGGAAUUAUUGCCAAAACAUCUGACUUGGAACCGCUGCCUCUAUGGGGUUCAUCUGUGAAAAAUGAAAACUCAAAACCUUCUAAGAGCUUGCUGGCAAUUGCAGUUGGAAUAAGGCAGAAAGAAAUAGUGGACAAAAUUGUCAAAAAGUUUCUAUCAAGUGAUUUUGUUGUUAUGCUUUUUCAUUAUGAUGGUGUGGUGGAUAAAUGGAGGGAUUUACCUUGGAGUGAUCGUGCCAUACACGUGUCUGUGAUGAAUCAAACAAAAUGGUGGUUCGCCAAACGUUUCCUGCAUCCAGAUAUAGUUUCCGAGUACAAAUAUAUUUUUCUUUGGGAUGAGGACCUUGGAGUUGAGAAUUUUAACCCAAAACGAUAUGUAUCCAUUAUUCAGGAAGAGGGACUUGAAAUAUCACAGCCAGCACUUGAUCCUGACAAGUCAGAGGUGUAUCAUCCAAUCACUGCACGUGUGAAGAAAUCAAAAGUACACAGAAGGUUUCAUAAGUAUAAAGGCAGUGCAAGGUGUGACGACCAUAGUUCUGCUCCUCCUUGUGCUGGUUGGGUGGAAAUGAUGGCACCUGUAUUCUCAAGAUCUGCAUGGCAAUGUGUAUGGUACAUGAUCCAGAAUGAUCUGGUCCAUGCAUGGGGCCUGGAUGUGCAGCUUGGUUAUUGUGCACAAGGAGAUCGAACACAAAACGUUGGUGUGGUUGACUCAGAGUAUAUAGUUCAUCUUGGUCUUCCUACGCUCGGUGUCUCAGAUGGCAAUAAGGUGACCAAUGGCCCGGAUCCUUCUCAGAAAGGGGACUCGAAAGCAUUGGCACCAUCUUCCUCGGAUAAAGUCAAUGAUCGAUCUAAAGUUAGGAUGCAGUCCUUUAUUGACAUGCAGAUCUUUAAGGAAAGAUGGAGUGCUGCAGUAAAGAAGGAUAAAUGUUGGGUUGACCCGUAUCAACUAUCAACAAACUGAAGCGAGCGUAAAUUAUAUUUAUAGGACAUCCAUCGCGCAACAUGCAAGGUCGAUGGCCAUCCUUGUAGAGACAACAGAACUCAGAAAAGGGUAACUGUGCAUACAUUUAGCAUGUGAGGAUAUAUAUCGCAAGCGAUGUAUAGAUUUUUGUGGUGACGCAAAUUCAUAUCAAACAGCUGACGACAAACAUUCCAAGACUGAAUGGAAGUUGUGAUGUGAAAUUGACUCACCAAUGUUGCAUAGCUGGUGCCUGGUGACACAAUGCAUCGUUGUACUCCAGGCAGGAAAGAUAGGACCAGCUUUCGUGUUUGUGAUUGUAUCAUCCAUUCAUUGUAAAUUUCAUGUCGAUGUGUGAAGACCUAUUGAUCUAUUGAUUGUUGAUAGCGUGCGUAAGGCCGUUCGGAAUAGUAUUUCGAGUGGAGGAGGUUUAGAGCUUCUGUUUUGUUCUGCGAAUUCGCUGUCUGUUUGUUGUUAGUUUAUCUCAAUCAAAAUGCAUAUAUAAGAUUAUAUCUCAA